Acaulospora morrowiae is the source of this 1036-nucleotide messenger RNA. Lineage: Eukaryota; Fungi; Glomeromycota; Glomeromycetes; Diversisporales; Acaulosporaceae. The record is from the annotation of a GenBank genome assembly.
AUGGAUACUUAUUCGAAGUACCAUAUGUUUAUUCCAAUUAUUUUUGCAAUAUUAAUCUUUAUACUUUUACAGACUCAGAUAGCAAGUUAUUGGCCGGAUCCAUCUACCCAUAAAGAAAAAUAUACAGGGAUUCCUGGCGUUGAUUAUCUCUUGAAAAUUUUUGUACCUUUUUUUACGGAUGCUCUUAAUGAUCCUACCGGGUUACUUCUUAGUCAGCUGGGAGCACCGUUGGGUUUAGUCUUAUUUUUUAAUGUAGCUUUAGAAGCAUCUGAUCCUGGCGUGAGUGGUUGGAUUACACAUUAUUCGUUGCUCGUAAUCGCGAUACAACUUUUGGGAGGAGGUAAUUUGCUUAAAUGUCUUACUGAUUAUCGUUUAAGGAUUCCUGCGUGGAUUGCAUCGGAAAACAAAAAAGCAGAAAGAGAAGAUGUUCCCUUAAAUCCAGAUCGUGUUAAAGGAAUAUUUACUGGUUUAUUCACCCUUGUAAUCAUUAGCAUAGUUGCUAUGUCAUUUUUCACAAACCCCACCUUACAGAAGUGGAGUAUAAUUUUCUUUCAGGUUUCACCUUUAUUGGCUGCAUUAUUUUGGGUACGAAAACCAAAAGCGUUCAUUGACAAUUCUGAAAAUCCAAGUGUUUCUGAUGAUGGCUACAAACAAGUUGCAAUUUAUUAUUUAAUAAUUUUCGGAUUAAGUAUAUAUUCAUGGGUAUUCUUUUGGGUACAUGCUGUUGAUAAUAACUUCUUGUACCUGCGGACGCCUUUUGAACAAUUUUUCAACGGCGAGUUGAUAGGUGCCACGGGAUUCUUUAUCAUUGACUUUGCUGCAAUAAUUGCUAGUUUCUCUUAUUGGGUAUUUUUGCUUGAGGAGGCUAAGUUCACUCCAAGAUUUUGGAAAUUCACAUGGCAAAAUUUGAUACUGAGUCCAACCGGAGCUCUUGCAUUAUAUGGAUAUGAUAGAUAUCUCGAGAAAACUAGAAAAGCCAUAGCAAGAUCGGGAUCAAGAUAUGAUUCAGAACAAAAUGAACGUGUGCCGUUGUUUA